AUGCGUCGUGCGGCUAUUCAGGCUUACCGGACUGCUCGGCGUGUACCGGGAUGGAGAGUCGCACUUAGGAAACCGUGCAUUUCAUUCUCCAGUCACCAGGUCCUCCCCUCGCCCGUCGGCAGAAUCCCAGCGUCGCUACAGUCCUCAAUGCAGCUACGAAACUUCUCCCUCGCUGUGAUCUCGACCAUAAUUGCUUCUGGAGCCUGGUAUGUUUACCAGGGUGAGAACUCCCCGUUAGUAUCAGUGGCGGGUCUGAAUAGGACUUCGCUGUCGUUGUCGGGUAUCGCUACGGCACACGCCGAAGCACCGUCGGAUUCGACUCGUCGUGCGCUCUUGGUGGAAAACGACCAGUUUUACACCACCGUCCUCUCCGAAGAUCAGCCCCUUUACAAGAAGACCGACGAUUCGGACCGCCGCGUUCUCGGAAUGUUGACACCGGAGCAAGCGACGCAGAAACUGAGGAAGAACCAAGAGUCAUACUUGGUGAAUCGCGGCAAGGGAGUAGUUCGAUACGACAUUGUUCAAGUUCCCAGCAACUCGCCCAUCGAAGAUGACCAUGCGGAGAAGAUUGUCGAAGUGCCGUCGUCCGUGGCCGCGUCUAAAGAGGGCAGCGCAAACAGCGACUGGAUGUUCUGGGCGGUGUUUGACGGUCACUCAGGAUGGACCACAUCGGCUAAACUACGCAACGUCCUUAUCUCCUACGUCGCCCGAGAAUUGAAUUCUACCUACAAAGCUGCGGCUACCGACCCUUCGUUGCUCCUCCCUUCUUCUGCGGCCGUGGAUGCAGCUAUCAAGCAAGGAUUCGUCCGUUUGGAUAACGAUAUCGUGCACAACAGUGUUGACAAGGUUUUCAAAUCUAGUUCCCGGAGUGUUGCUGCUGAACUCCUUGCUCCCGCUUUGUCUGGAUCCUGUGCUCUCCUUGCUUUCUAUGACUCUCAGUCCAAAGACUUGAAGGUUGCUUGCGCUGGUGAUUCUCGUGCGGUCCUGGGCCGUCGAGGACCUGGUGGGAAAUGGACUGCUACGCCACUUUCCGAAGAUCAGACUGGUGGAACUCCGUCUGAAAUGAAGCGUCUGCGGGAAGAACAUCCUGGCGAGCCUAACGUCGUCCGCAAUGGAAGAAUUCUGGGCCAAUUGGAGCCCAGCCGUUCAUUCGGCGACGCGUUCUACAAGUGGAGCAAAGAAACACAGGAGAAGAUCAAGCGGCAAUUCUUCGGAAGAACGCCCUCUCCAUUGCUCAAGACCCCUCCUUAUGUCACCGCAGAACCCAUCAUCACAACGACCAAAAUUGAUCCUAGUCAAAAUGACUUCGUUGUCAUCGCGACAGAUGGUCUCUGGGAGAUGUUGAAUAACGAGGAAGUUGUCGGACUUGUGGGCCAAUGGCUCGAACAGCAGCACUCUGGUGGUGACAAGUCAUGGCUCAAGAGCUGGUUUGGAUUUGAGAACAAGCAGUUGCCUGUGGAAGCUUCUCAACAGGAAGCCCUAGGAGGACAGCGUGCCCCCAUUCGCCAACAACAGUACGAUCUCUCGGCUGCUGCCGAGAGAUUUGUUACGGAGGAUAACAAUGCGGCCACUCACCUUGUCCGCAAUGCUAUGGGUGGCAAGCACAAGGACAUGGUCUGUGCAUUGUUGACUCUUCCUAGCCCGUAUUCACGGAGAUAUCGUGAUGAUGUUACCGUAGAGGUCAUCUUCUUCGGCGACAGCGCCGACACUCGUACGGUUGCCAUCAAUCAAGAAGCCAGUGCUACAGAUGAGAAAGAGAAAGCCAAACUCUGA
Aspergillus chevalieri is the source of this 1773-nucleotide messenger RNA. RefSeq names its product type 2C protein phosphatase ptcF (gene ptcF). Gene Ontology annotation, biological process: protein dephosphorylation. The record is from RefSeq and is a predicted model, not a curated record. Gene Ontology annotation, molecular function: protein serine/threonine phosphatase activity. NCBI's taxonomy places the organism in Eukaryota, Fungi, Ascomycota, Eurotiomycetes, Eurotiales, Aspergillaceae. The transcript has 3 exons. Bases 1 to 1773 code for a protein of 590 amino acids.